GAGAUAUCGUAAUGGCUCGUACUAAGCAAACCGCUCGUAAAUCCACCGGAGGAAAAGCUCCUCGUAAACAGCUUGCAACCAAGGCUGCCAGGAAAAGCGCUCCAGCCACUGGAGGUGUGAAGAAACCCCAUCGUUACAGGCCCGGUACUGUAGCUCUUCGUGAAAUCAGACGUUACCAGAAGUCUACUGAGCUUCUCAUCAGGAAGCUUCCCUUCCAGCGUCUAGUCCGUGAAAUUGCUCAAGAUUUUAAGACAGAUCUCCGUUUCCAGAGUUCUGCCGUUAUGGCACUUCAAGAAGCUAGCGAAGCUUACUUAGUCGGUCUUUUCGAAGAUACCAACUUGUGCGCCAUCCAUGCUAAGAGAGUGACCAUUAUGCCAAAGGACAUUCAACUUGCACGCCGUAUCCGUGGCGAGAGAGCUUAGAUGAGACUUUGCUAUAUUUCAACAACGGCCCUUUUCAGGGCCCAUAUUUUCUUCAGGAAUGUCUUCUCGCUGCUUGUGGAUAUUUUCGACUUAUUACAGCUUUAUUUAUGGGUACAAAAUAUUUCUAUGCUAUGAGUGAAGUACCCUAGCAACUUUUGUUCCCCGGCUAAUAAUUCGUUGCCUGGGAGUCCUACUUUUAUUCGCUUUCCCGCUAGAAGAUAGUAACUGUCAGCAUGUAUUGCUCAGUAAAGCUUUUGCAGAUUUAAUUGCGAAGCAAACAUUUUUAUACAGUAUGCUGUAUGAGCAAUUUCCUGCCGGUGAAUUUUCUUACAGAACGAACUAUUAAAAAUCUGCUUUUAACCGCUAUCAUGAAAUCAUUUUCCCGCUUCAUAUAUAUAUUUUUUUUUUUUUAGACUAAAUUUCCCUCCGCUAGUUAGUCGAUAAAUUAAUUUUUAUAAACAAACGGGAUUUUUUCUAAAAAGGAAAUGUAUAUAAUUUUUUUACGCAAAUAUCAGUUCUUGCAAUUCGUUCGAAAAUGCCACCAA
Molecule: messenger RNA, 967 nt
Organism: Octopus sinensis (East Asian common octopus)
Lineage: Eukaryota; Metazoa; Mollusca; Cephalopoda; Octopoda; Octopodidae
Product: histone H3
Exons: 1
Coding region: 12-422 (136 amino acids)
Cellular component (GO): nucleosome
Molecular function (GO): structural constituent of chromatin; protein heterodimerization activity; DNA binding
Source: RefSeq, a predicted model, not a curated record